CAGGUGAUUGAGAACGGCCAGUGUGGCCUACCAAUUUCACCUUCACCUGCGCCUUGGCCACGAGAGCCUUGAGGAACCUCUAUUUGUGAACACCACGGCACACCAUCCAACAACCCAAUACUCCAACACGACCCGACAAUCAGAUUCCCCCCCUCAACUCGUCCAGUCAUUACGUAUAUUGUGGGAUCUACACGAUCACGUUCCAUCACUGUAUGCAGACUCGGCGAUCAUGAGGAUAGUCACUCUGCUCGGGGGUGCCGCUGCUCUUUUCGCCAUCACCAAAGGAUCGCCGGUGGAUGUCUCCCGUGCACUCAUCGAAGACUCCAUUGGCUCGGUGAAUCUGUCCGCGGCAUCUACUGUCGGGUAUGGGCCUCCUCAUGUUGGGUACGGAGCCUUUGCCGGUGGCGGAACAAGGCGAAGGGUCCGGCGAGACAGUGCCCAGAAAGCCGACCUCACCGAGGAGGAAUUCGAAGCUCUCAUUACGAAAGGCUGCAUGCUACUUGGAGCUAUGGGUGCGAAAGACUCUGAAGUGAGCAACUUUGUGCCUGGCAUAGGUGGCUCUGCGGAGAGUCAAUGGAGGAAUCCACAGGAUAUCGCGGACUGGGGUUGGACCAGGGCCAAUUCAGUAUACUUCAGGGACUUUGAACGUGGGAAGCCUGAUACGACUUUUCUUUCAGCAAUUGGUGCGAGCAGCAGGAGGCAACACGAGGGAGGACCGAAUUGGCUCCAUGGGUGGGAACAUACCACUGAGACAGUCCACGACGGUGUGACAUAUCCUUCUACAGCUGGGAUGUACUGCACAAUCAUGAAUGUGGACGACGGAGUUAUGAUCGGCUGGUCGCGGUGGGCUCCGAGCUACGCGGGACAGCAUAUGAAGAGUCCGCCAGUCUAUACGUUCCCGAAGUUGGCACGCUGGUCGGAUAUGGCCUACAUCGACUGGGUUCAACAUGCAAAUGCGCGUCAGAAGCCAGCAUCCAACAUCCAAUACUUCGCCAACCUCAAUAUCAUAAAUGAUCUCACCGAAUCGAUUAUCGAAUUCGUUUUCGAUUCGCCGAACUUGCAGGAUGACUGCGCAUCAUUUUCAUGGGAACGUCGGGUCUCGUAUCCCAUGGAUAGUGAGGAGGGAAAAGCUCUUCUAGCUUCCCCGAAUGGCAAUGGAAUCGCUUGGUUCCUGCUGCAGCACAAGUCAACCUUCGGCGAAAGGACCACAGUUGACAGGGUUGAGGUUUGGUGCAAAUACGAGCCGAUUGAAGAUGAUCCUGAAGGAGAGGACGAAGCCCAGAUCAACAUGCUUUUUCAUAUCAGGAGACAGUGA
Molecule: messenger RNA, 1315 nt
Organism: Aaosphaeria arxii CBS 175.79
Lineage: Eukaryota; Fungi; Ascomycota; Dothideomycetes; Pleosporales
Exons: 3
Coding region: 230-1315 (361 amino acids)
Source: RefSeq, a predicted model, not a curated record